This is a messenger RNA of Trichoplusia ni (cabbage looper), 2570 nucleotides long. It is a transcript of the gene Dhfr, whose product is annotated as dihydrofolate reductase. Gene Ontology annotation, cellular component: mitochondrion. Gene Ontology annotation, molecular function: NADP binding; dihydrofolate reductase activity. The record is from RefSeq and is a predicted model, not a curated record. Bases 177 to 734 code for a protein of 185 amino acids. NCBI's taxonomy places the organism in Eukaryota, Metazoa, Arthropoda, Insecta, Lepidoptera, Noctuidae. The transcript is spliced from 4 exons. Gene Ontology annotation, biological process: dihydrofolate metabolic process; tetrahydrofolate biosynthetic process; folic acid metabolic process.
UAAUUCGCGCGUGAAUUGUCCACAUGUUUUUCUUAACAAAACAAUUUCUAUAUUAGCGAAAAACGGUUUGAUUUUUGUCCAAAUACCUAAAUAAUUAUCUGUCGAUCUUUGAGACAGUAAAGGUUUGGUGUUGUGUGAUAUUUUAAUAAGAAUUUUGUGCUUUAAACUAUUUCGCAAUGUCGAAAGUUAAGUUGAAUUUGAUCGCGGCUGCCUGCGAAAAUAUGGGUAUUGGAACUAAUGGUACCCUGCCUUGGCGUUUAAAAAAGGAGAUGGCAUACUUCACAACUAUGACAACUCAAGUCUCGGACCCCACCAAAGUGAAUGCUGUCAUCAUGGGCCGUCGUACCUGGGAUUGUAUCCCAGAUAAAUACAGACCGUUAGACAACAGAAUCAAUAUAGUUAUGACACAUAAUGUGGAUAGUGUGAAGGAAAAUGUACCGGAAGGUGUGAUUGUAGUCCCGGGGUUAGAUGAGGCCAUCAGCUACAUAGAGAAGAGGCCAGAUAUAGAGGCAACUUGGGUUAUUGGUGGAUCUUCAAUAUACAAGGCGGCCAUGACUCACGAAAACUGCGGCAAGAUCUACCUGACUGAGAUACAGAAAUCAUUUGAUUGUGACACCUUCUUCCCGAAUAUUGACAAACAGCAGUUCCAUCUUGUUGAUGAGGAGAAGAUACCUUCGGAGAAACAGGUGGAAGGAGAUAUUAGUUAUUAUUUCAGGGUUUAUAAGAGAUUGUAAGAGAGAGUAAGAGUUGAGGCCUGGCCAAGUUUUGUAAUGCGUUGUUUGGUAACAAGAUAAACAUUCCUAUUAGCUAAGUAGAUAAUGAUCCUCGAUGCUUGUCCUCAGUCUGGGUGUCUUUGUGCUUGUGGCUUGAAUGUUUGUGAAACCCCCGCGACACGUAGAUUGAAUUACCGAGUGCGGGAGGGUUCUUUUUUAUAAAAAAAAUAUUUUUUAUGAACAAAAACAUUCAACGGACUUCAAAUAAAAACUAAUCUGUCAAACUUUUUAUAAGAUUCAUGCAUAAUUUCACAUUAAAUGAAAAAAAAAUCAACAAAAUCAGUUCAUCCUGUCCAAGUAUCUAAAGACAAAACUUAAAAAAUAAAUAGGCAUAUUGAUGAACCUCCUCCUUUAAGGGUUUAAAGACAUUUAGAUAACUCAGUAUCGAUCUUAAUGCAGCCAUAAAAUAAGUGGAAUCUCCCUAAUUAAUGCUAUGUAAGGCCUAUGCAUUGUGUAUUUGUCAACUUACAUCCAUGUAGCCAUAGAAUCAUUUUAAUUAAGCUCUUGGCAGACGGAUCGCAUUUGCACUACCGUUAACUACAAUUGCACUUCGAAUGCAGUUCAAUUGCAGUCAGGUCUGCACGUUUGGUUUGCAGUUCUAUUGCAGUCGUGUCAACAAAAUUCAAACUGCAAUGAUUGCAGCUGAAAUGCUGUCUGUCGGCCUAGAGCCUUAUAUGGUAGGUAUACCCUAAUUAUUGUAAUGUUUAUAAUAUGAACAAAGUAGUUUAUAGUAUAUUUUGUAAGCAAAGCAAAUUGUUACAAGUUUAGUACAAAAGAAAAUUUGAUAAAAUGUUACCCUAAAAACGCAAGUUGUAAUGAUAAUCUAGCAUGUUCUGAAUAUUCCAAAGAUUUUUAAAUGAAAUGAUUUGUUUAUAAUGGAUAGAUGUAUAAUGCAAUUAAAAUGAAACCUUUCAAUGACAUAUUGCUGAAUAAACAAAAAAAAUAUAGAUGUGCUUGAGAGCAUGUUUAUAAUAAUUAUAAUCGUCGUUAAUUUAUGAAUAUCUUAUUCUAUUCGCAUGAGCUUACAAAUUGCCUUACAAUUUUAAAGAAUUAAUGUCUAUUUAAAAGUGCUUCCUAAUGUAUAAGCUUAAAAUUUUGGAUGUUUAUAUUAAAUGCGUCAUUGUUGUACAAGUUGCUUUAUUUAUUAAUCAACUGUGUAAGGAAUACCGUUUAGGGAUUCUAAAGGUCUGUCUAGCCAGUAAGGCUCUUUGUUAUUUGAAUUAAUAUGUGCGGCAAAAUCUAGGUCACUCCGUCUUCCAAAUAUGCCUAACUGUUAUUCAUUAUUCGGGCACCAAAUUUCUUACGGUUUUUCUACCGUAACCCAAAAAUGAACUUUUAAUACAAAGUAGUCUCAAUCCACUGGCACCCAUUGUAGGGUGACCUACAAAUAAAUUUAUUCUAUUCCAUUCUUUGCCCAACUCAAUUCGCUAAGGAAGGGGGCCUUGAUAGAUAUUAGCAAAUAAUCUGACUGACCGUAAUUACCGAAUUGGCUUGCCAACCACUGGCUCUAACUCGCUUUUUCAUCCAACUUAAUAAUAAAAUUUACUUACUUAAACUUUAAAGGGGCGGGGUCUGUACUACAAAUAAAAAAACAACUGAUUAUUAUUAACUUUAAUUGUUUAUCAAUUAAUACAAUAAGACUUACAAUUAAAACUACGUACGGCGUGUCUCACGAACAAAAUCUUAUGUGGGAGGGUGGAUAUGAAGAAUACUGAAAGAAAAUGAGACAAACGCCGUUGAAAGUAGGCUAGGGUAUAAUACAGAAAUUAUUUUAAUCCACGACCGUUCCGUUCGACA